Messenger RNA from Lachancea thermotolerans CBS 6340, 918 nucleotides. It is a transcript of the gene ERV29, whose product is annotated as protein ERV29. Gene Ontology annotation, cellular component: membrane; endoplasmic reticulum-Golgi intermediate compartment; endoplasmic reticulum. The record is from RefSeq and is a predicted model, not a curated record. Lineage: Eukaryota; Fungi; Ascomycota; Saccharomycetes; Saccharomycetales; Saccharomycetaceae. Gene Ontology annotation, biological process: Golgi organization. The transcript has a single exon. Bases 1 to 918 code for a protein of 305 amino acids.
AUGUCAUUCAGAGGAAACUCUGGCUUCAGUGGUAUACCCACAACCCACCAAGGGUACAAACAAAAUCCAUAUACGGCAUCGGCGGCGGGGAAAUCGUCGUCGCUGAAGAAGACGGUGAUGGACGAACUCGACAAGCUAUCCAAUAAGGUGGAUGAUUUGACUGAUCAUCCAGUGGUGCAAAAACUGAAACCUUACACUCCUGCAAUUUCUAGGUUCUUUAUUGUGGCCACGUUUUACGAGGACUCUUUUAGGAUCAUAUCUCAGUGGAGCGACCAGGUUUUUUUCUUGUGGAACUACAGACACCUGCCAUACUUCUUCGUGGUAUUGUUCCUGCUUGCCGUGGUACUUUCCAUGACGGUGGGUGCCACAAUGCUUAUUUUGCGUAAGCGUACGAUUGUCGCCACUGGCGUGUUGUGCGCCUGCAUCGUGUUGCAAGGCCUCGUGUAUGGAUUAUACGGUGGGUCCUUUGUGCUGCGUAACGUUAGUGUGAUUGGUGGUCUGCUCAUUGCAUUCAGCGACUCGAUCGUGCAAAGCAAAACGACUUUUGGUAUGCUACCUGAGCUCCACAACAAGGACGGCAAGACGAAGGGCUUUCUCUUGCUGAUGGGACGUCUACUGCUGGUGGUGCUGUUCGUCACAUUCACCUUUACCAAAAACUGGCUCACUGUCUUAUUGGUGAUCAUCGGAACGAUUUGCAUUUCCGUGGGUUUCAAGACCAAGCUGGCAUCCAUUCUCUUGGGGCUGAUUUUGGCCUUCUACAACAUCACCGUCAACAACUAUUGGUUCUACGAUAGUGGUAAGAGGGAUCUAUUGAAAUACGAAUACUUUCAGAACCUCAGCAUCAUUGGAGGCCUCCUCCUAGUGGUCUCCACAGGCGCCGGCGAGUUAUCAAUCGACGAGAAAAAGAAGAUAUAUUGA